AUGGAAAAGCAUACAAUGUUGUAUCCCUCGGCAUACUUCACAUUCUUCAUCCUUUCGAUUUCUUGGACAGCUUGUGCUCCGGAAGCUGUAACUGGUGCCAAAGUGCAGUACCGUCAUCUCAACGGACACCAUCAUCUUCAAAAUGCUCCGAACUCGCCGAAGCUUUUUGUUUUCGGUGACUCAUAUGCUGACACCGAAGCUGUAACUGGUGCCAAAGUGCAGUACCGUCAUCUCAACGGACACCAUCAUCUUCAAAAUGCUCCGAACUCGCCGAAGCUUUUUGUUUUCGGUGACUCAUAUGCUGACACCGGUAAUUCGCCAAAAUCCACAGCAAUCUCUUGGAAGAAGCCAUAUGGGGUGAGCUUUCCGGGUAAACCGUCAGGCAGAUUCUCUGACGGUCGCGUUCUCACUGAUUACAUAGCUUCAUUUCUUGGCACAACUUCUCCAGUGCCCUUCAAUGAAUGGCUGGGAUUAGGCGAGAAAUCUGCACUGGAAAAUGGAUUGAACUUUGCCCAAGGAGGGACAGGUGUGUUCACAACAUUGGCUAAUGGACCAAAUAUGACAACACAGAUUAAUGUUUUCCAACAACUGGUUCAAGAAGAAGAAGUGUACAGCCCAGAAAACAUGAGUUCUUCAGUUGCUUUAGUGUCUGUGGCUGGCAACGACUAUGCUGCUUAUUUUGGCAAAAGUGGCACCAAUGAGAAUAUAAGUGAUCUGAUAAAUAUCACUAAAUCAAUCAUGAGCCAGCUUGUGUUGGAUCUUCAAAGAAUACAUGGAUUAGGAGUGCGGAGAGUAGGCGUUACAGCAAUGCACCCCUUAGGGUGUUUGCCCAUAACGACUGCUUCCAUGUCACAUAAAAAUUGCAGUGAAAAUGGAAAUUCGCUGGCCAAAUUCCACAACCAAAUGUUGCAGGAAAACAUAGAGAAUCUUAACAAUGAAGCUGGUGCUCCUGUGUUUGUGAUCCUUGACCUCUAUAGCGCUUUCAUGUCUGCCUUGAACCUGCAAAACAACCAUCCAGGAAAUUCGACGUUUGAGGAUCAAUUAAGUCCAUGUUGUGUUGGUACUGAAAGGGGUUAUACAUGUGGAAGUGUCAAGGGUCUUGGAAUAGAGAAGUAUAUCGUAUGCGAGGAUCUCAAGCAAUUCUUCUGGGAUGACAUUCAUCCUUCGCAACAGGGUUGGGAAGCAGUGUAUUCAGCUCUGAAACCUUCUCUUCAGAGCCUCCUCAAUUGA
Coffea eugenioides is the source of this 1230-nucleotide messenger RNA. Its product is annotated as GDSL esterase/lipase At5g03610-like. Gene Ontology annotation, molecular function: hydrolase activity, acting on ester bonds. Lineage: Eukaryota; Viridiplantae; Streptophyta; Magnoliopsida; Gentianales; Rubiaceae. The record is from RefSeq and is a predicted model, not a curated record. The transcript is spliced from 7 exons. Bases 1 to 1230 code for a protein of 409 amino acids.